CCUUCCACAUGGGGUGAAACCUAUUCGACGUGUAACGGCAACCUGCAGAGCCCCGUUAUGCUCAACAUAGAAGAUGCGUCCAGAUCGCCAGGAUGGUUGCUCCAACUGGGAGAUAUCGACAUCAAAUUCCACAACUACGACAGCGCCGCGACGGGAGUCUUCAGCAACAAUGGCCAUUCUGUGAACCUGGAUUUUAACUUCACGAAUAUUAUAACGCAUCCCCGAGUUUCCAUCUCCAGCCCCACAGCAUCCGGAGUAUACUACUUACAGUCUUUGCACUUCCACUGGCAGAGUGAGCAUUGGAUUGACCACGAAAAGUAA
Molecule: messenger RNA, 321 nt
Organism: Gryllus bimaculatus (two-spotted cricket)
Lineage: Eukaryota; Metazoa; Arthropoda; Insecta; Orthoptera; Gryllidae
Source: the annotation of a GenBank genome assembly